AUGGGUGAUUUCAAUGAUAUUCUUCACCAAACUGAGAAGCGCGAAGGUAACGCCCAGCCGCUAAAUCUUAUCAAUGGUUUUCGGGAUGCUGUCGAAUCUAGUGGGUUAAGUGAUUUUAGCUUCGAGGGGUAUCAAUUCACAUGGGAGCGGUCUAAAGACACGCCAAAUUGGGUUGAAGCAAAGCUUGACAAAAUCCUAACAUCAGACUCUUGGAAUGACUUGUUCAUGCAUGCCAAGGCUUCUUCUGUUAUUGCCCCAAAAAGUGACCUCUUACCCCUUCACCUUCAUAUGUAUCAAGCCAUUAACCAGAAGCCUAAAGGUCGCUUCCGAUUUGAAAAUCUAUGGUUGAAGGAGUCACUAUGCAGAGAUGUCAUGAUUGAGUGUUGGUCAAAUUCAUACGGGUAUCCUCUCAUCGAUAGGGUUGGCCGCUGUGGCAAAGCCAUAUGGGACUGGGGGAAAAAUUUCUCUAGGAAUUUCCAUAGGCGCAUUGACUAUUGGAAGAGCCGAAUGGAACACACAAAGCAUAGACGUGAUUUACAUGGCAUUUCCUUAUUUAGAGAGGCUCAAUUCCAAUAUCUCCGGGUUCUCCGGCAACAAAGUGACUACUAG
Ipomoea triloba (trilobed morning glory) is the source of this 609-nucleotide messenger RNA. RefSeq lists its product as uncharacterized. NCBI's taxonomy places the organism in Eukaryota, Viridiplantae, Streptophyta, Magnoliopsida, Solanales, Convolvulaceae. The transcript has a single exon. The coding region runs from base 1 to 609 and encodes 202 amino acids. The record is from RefSeq and is a predicted model, not a curated record.